Molecule: messenger RNA, 1342 nt
Organism: Trematosphaeria pertusa
Lineage: Eukaryota; Fungi; Ascomycota; Dothideomycetes; Pleosporales; Trematosphaeriaceae
Product: Phosphoenolpyruvate/pyruvate domain-containing protein
Exons: 5
Coding region: 287-1216 (309 amino acids)
Cellular component (GO): cytoplasm
Molecular function (GO): aldehyde-lyase activity
Source: RefSeq, a predicted model, not a curated record
GCAGGAGAAGUGGAAGAAUGUGUAUGAGUUCGACACACCCGUGAUCCACGUCGAUAAAGCCGACUCUUCAGCAACGACGACUUCCGCCCUGAAGCUUAUGCAUCGAUUCAAGGAAGAAGACGUCAUGAGGCUCAUGGACGAAGCCGAACGGACAUAGGCGUCCGAUGACCUCGGGGGGAAGGCUACACGACGGCCGGAGCUCCAGGUUUAGCGCCGUGUAGGCGGGGUAGCUCCUGCGUUGGAGAGACAUCGGGGGAGGGGUAUCUGGCCUUCUCUCCGAACAGCUAUGACGAUGUCGCGUCGGGUGCUUAGAAACGUGUUUCCUCUAGGCAGAACAUCCGUCUCCCUUUCAAGACACUUUCUUACUCCUCAGUCGACCUCAAUUCGCAGCAGGAACAUGAAUUCUCUUCAGGAAGCGAGCAGGAUAUACAAAGCUUUCAAGAAAGGCGGGCCGAGCUUCGGGGCAUGGCAGAUGCUCCCUGGAACAAACCACUCUCGUGCAAUCGCUCGCUCAGGCGUUGAUUGGAUAUGCGUCGACUGCGAGCACGGCAACGUUGACGAUGGCCAAAUGCACGAAGCUGUAGCAGCAAUUGCAGCCACGGGCGUCAGUCCCCUGGUCCGCAUCGCGGCCAACGAAGCGUGGAUGGUCAAAAGAGCCCUUGACGCCGGCGCCCACGGCAUUGUUGUCCCGCUAAUAUACACCGUCCACGACGCAAAGCGCCUUAUCGCCUCAACGAAAUUCCCUCCAGAAGGCCACCGCGGCUUCGGCUCUCCCUUUAGCCCUCAAACCUUCACCAACGAGCCUUUAACCCACUAUCUACAAAACGCCAACUCAUCCCUUAUCACAAUCGUUCAGAUAGAGACCAAAUCCGCGCUCGAAUCCGUCCGCGAGAUUGCAGCCAUCCCCGGCGUAGACUGCCUCCUAAUUGGGCCCUUCGAUCUCGGAAACAACAUCGGACGACCUGUCCUGGGAGAGAUGCACGAAGAGCUGAAGCAAGCAAUCACGAAGAUCAAGGAGGCGGCGCAUGCGGAAGGGAAGAAGGUGGGUAUCUACUGCACGAGCGGAGAGCAAGCCAAGGAGUGUGCGGACAGCGGGUUCGAUAUGAUCAGCAUUGCUGCGGAUAUGAUUGCUAUUCCGGCGUAUUUCAGCCAGACACUUGCUGUUGCGAGUGGCAAGGGUGACGGACAGAAGGGGUCGGGGUAUGAUGGCCGGUAGCGGUUCCGCUCAUAAUGUGCAUUGGAUAGAAAAAAAGACCCAUUUUUCAUAAGCUAGCGCUUAGUGGUUUGAUCUAUAUAAGGAAUGCAGUGGGAAAGGGAGACAGCCUUCUUUAGCGACGCGGUG